GGCGCACGCGCAGGCUCUCCGGGUCCGGGACUCAGCUGAUGCAGUUGUUGUGCUACCCCGCCCCCGCAGCUCUCCGGGCCGCACUCAGGUCGGUGAUCGGCCCCGCCCCGGGACCGGGGGACGCCGUGACCCUGUCCUGCGGCCCGCCCCGCCGGAGCAUCCCGGGACCGCGCAGCCCUCCGCGUGCGGUUUCUAGAGCAUCUGAGAACCGUGUUGAGUUCACAAGACCGCGACAUAAACAUUGAGAGCCUGGGGAGGAGAAGAAGGGGAUCUAGCACUUCUUUUUAAAACCUCAAACAUGGGAAAGUCUCUUUCUCACUUACCUUUGCAUUCAAAUAAAGAAGAUGGUUAUGACGGGGUUACGUCGACAGACAAUAUGAGGAAUGGAUUGGUUAGCAGUGAAGUGCACAAUGAAGACGGGAGAAAUGGAGACGUCUCUCAGUUUCCAUAUGUGGAAUUUACUGGAAGAGAUAGUGUCACUUGUCCCACUUGCCAAGGAACAGGAAGAAUUCCUAGGGGACAAGAAAACCAACUGGUGGCAUUGAUUCCAUAUAGUGAUCAGCGGUUACGGCCAAGAAGAACAAAGCUGUAUGUGAUGGCAUCCGUGUUUGUCUGCCUGCUCCUGUCUGGACUGGCUGUGUUUUUCCUUUUCCCUCGAUCUAUUGAGGUGAAGUACAUUGGUGUAAAAUCAGCCUAUGUCAGUUACGACUUUGAAAAGCGAACCAUAUAUUUAAAUAUCACGAACACACUAAAUAUAACAAAUAAUAACUAUUAUUCUGUUGAAGUUGAAAAUAUCACUGCUCAAGUCCAGUUUUCAAAAACAGUGAUUGGGAAGGCACGCUUAAACAACAUGACUAACAUUGGCCCACUUGAUAUGAAGCAGAUUGAUUAUACGAUACCCACAGUUAUUGCAGAGGAAAUGAGUUACAUGUACGAUUUCUGUACACUGCUCUCCAUCAAAGUACACAACAUAGUACUCAUGAUGCAAGUUACUGUAACAACAGCAUACUUUGGACACUCGGAGCAGAUAUCUCAGGAGAGGUACCAGUAUGUCGACUGUGGAAGAAACACGACUUACCAGUUGGCCCAGUCUGAGUAUCUAAAUGUCCUUCAGCCACAACAAUAAACUCUAAAGGAGAUGAGGUUAGAGCCAAUGACACACCUGAGACAUCAUCAGAACUGUCUGUGAGGAGGUACUGCCUAGAAGGAAGGACAUCUUUAAUUAAGCACGUCUAAAGUUUAUACUGGGACAUUGAGGGUUCAGCUAACAGAAUCUGGUCCUUACGCAGUUCCUGGACUCUCGUUUUCUGUGUUGACGAUUUGCUCCUACCAAGAGCUUUUCCUCCAUCCUAAGUUAACUGAUUACCUUUCUUCUUUGUUCCCAAGGUGAAAAAUUGAGACUUCCUUAGAAUACAAUAAUUAUAUAAAAGUCAUAUAUUUAAUCUGUAUGUCUAUUGAUAAUAUAGUUCAAUCCUGAACAUAAUUUGAAAAAUUACUUCUGAAGAUUUUUAUAUGAAAUUACUGAAAGCCUAUUAUUCAUGGAGAACUUUUAAAAACUGACCUGUUUUAUAAAUUCCCGUUCUUACAUGGUAGUCUUUCAACUAUAUGAUAACUUAGCUAUUAGCUAAAUGUUCUUAGCCUUUAAUUUCUUGAAAUUUUACUGAUUUGCAUGUUUUGUCUUAUUUCUAGCUAAUGGUUGCAUAAUAUUUACCAGCCAUAACAGUCUGCCAAAUUCUGUUCUACAUUUUUGUAAGAACCACUCAGUAUGUGUUUUAUGUAUAACUUUGUGAACUUUCUGUGUGAUCUUCAAACAUAUUCCUUUAAUGUACAAUAUUGUAAAUAAAGUGCAUGGCUUUUAUACAGCUUUGAUAAAGGUCAAAUGAAGUGGUACAGAUUAAGAAGUAAAGCAAGUUGUUCAUAAAGUAGGAAAAUAAAAUUCAGAAACCUAUCAGUAUCAGAAAGUAUCAGUAGGUUCCAGCUACAUGUUGGAACUGGCAUAAAAUAGAUGCACAAUAAAGCAUUUUGAUGCUCUACUUCUUAUGUUGCUUUUCAUAUUAAUUAUAUAGAUCCUUUUCAUAGCGAUUAGGUAUCAUCAACUUCAUGAAUGUUUUAAGGAAGGAAGUCAUUUCUUACUAGAGAUUAUUCAAGAAAUCCUUUCAUUGAACACUGGUGGCUACAUCAAAAUAAAACCUAUACUUUGCUUAAAAAAUUUAAUCAUCAUGCAUCAUACUGACUUGAUACUUCUAGCAGUUACAUUAAACAUUUAUUUUUUAAUUUUGUCUAACAUCGUUUUCAAGUAUGAUGAAUUUUGUUAGUUUAUAUUUUCUGUGUCAUUUUCCACAGUAUUUUCCUUAUUCACUCAGCAAAUUUUAAGGACCCGUAGAGUGCAUUUUGUUUUCAUGUCAGAAGUUGGGUUUUCUUUUUCCCAUACUCAAGUGCCUCUGUUAGUUGUUCAUCAGUCUGAUUCUCAAGUAUGAAGCAUAAAUUCUAAUGGCUUCAUUCCACCCUUUCAGCAUUCGCCAUCUUUCCUUAGCAUUCAUCCUGUGUUCGCCAUGUGAGUGAACUUUGUAAUCAUCCAUGUUUUGUAUCCUCAGGCAUUGAUAUGCUGGCCGCCCCUCUUGGUACACCCAGAGUGUCUUCUGCAGUCAUUCACAUUCUAGUCAAGCUGGGCUGCUUGAAAUGUUUUGUGUGUGCGCUUGCUGUUCACCUCCAUUCUUGAAGCUGCAUAGUUGGCUAGUUGUGCUUAUGGUUUUCAAAUCAAUCUCAUUUCAUUAUCUGCUUUCUUUCCUUUUUAUGUAACUAUCUGUGUGUCAUCUGUUUUGUUUCAUAUAUUUGUUUUGUCUAGAGAUGUCUAAUCCAGUUACUUAGAAGUUAUUGCUGUCUUUAGUUUGGCUACUUACCCCAUAUCUGUCUCUGACCAGUAACUAUAUAGUUUCUUGUUUAUUCAGUUAACUUUCAUAUUCUAGUGACUUUCUAUGUAAAAAAGGAAAAUGUAAAUAAACCUUUUUUUAUGAUUUUCAUUGUGCUUUUUCCCCAUCUUGGCUCCAUGCCUCCUUACAACCAUGUAAUGUGUACAAAAUAAUCAUCCAUCCAUUUCUCCAAAAUCACCCUUUAUAUAUGCCUCAUAUAAAAAUCAGUUUCCAUGUUCCUCCCAUGUGUAUUUUAGUCUAGGAGAGCACCAUGUAAGAGAAGUUGGUUUUUGACUUUCUUCCAGAGUUCUUGAACAUGGCCUACAGGGGCAGGACAGUAUAGUGAACUCUGCUCCCUGUGAUUCACUUUCAAUAUCUUUUCUUGACUGCUUAAAUUGAGAUUUCUAUCUCAUCUAGUUUUAAUGUCUAGGUUUAGUAAUGUUGGAGUGAUUUGAAAAAACCAACCAAACAAAAAAACACCUAGAAUUGAAGCACAUUGCCUAUGACUCUUCAAGGAAAAUCAAGUGACUCCUGGGUAAGCCAGGCUGGUAACAGAUGUAAGUUAAUAAAACUCAGAACAGAGUGAAGAACAACAAGCUGAGCAGUAGCCAUAAAAACAUCUGCAAGUGUGAAUGAGGCUUUUUGCUUUUCUUAGGUCGGUCUGAGUCUGGUUUGGCUAAGUCUAGCUUCUGGCAGGGAGGAAGGGUAGGUAUUAAUAUAUUUUUAUGAGUACCACCAGAGCUUAGGCAGGGACAUGAUGAAGACAUUCCCAUGUUGCCCCAUGCUCACAGGAGUAAAUUCUGCUCUACGCUAGCGCAGCACUGGCCCAGCCUCUGUGUGGACGCUGUGUAUAUGACACACUGGCUGUUGCUCUUCUGUCUGCUUUCCUUAUGUAAUUUCUCCACAGAACACUGAGAGGAUUUGUUUUAAAAUUAUAUAUUAGCAAACACUUUAAUUGAAGCCAUAGGCUGGUUGUCUGUCUCUCAUAUCUGUGUCCCAUCAAUUAAAAUGUCUGUUGGAAAGCCAUGGUUACUCUGGUUAAUACAAUUAAAAAUUGAAGAAGUGGCCAGCAAGAUGGUGCAGUGGUUGAGGAUGGUUGCUACCAAGCUUGAUGACCUGAGUUCAAUCUCUGUACCCCACAGAAGAAGGAGAGAACUGGCAUUCUUCGUGGAUGCCAGUUCUCAUACAGUACAAUACCACAUAUAUAGUACACACACACACACACACAAAUGCAUGGAUGCCGGUUCACAUACAGUACAGUACCACAUAUAUAGAACACACACGCACAUAUAUAUACAAAUGCAUAUAAAAAAUGAAGUAAAAGUUCUUGAAGUUAAUAGUGAUGGAUAAGAUGUUGGUAACUUUGAAUUGCUAUCUGAAAUAUUCCUAAAAGUAAAUUAAACAAUGUAGAACCUUCAGAACCAAAGCUGGAGCUUAAUUUUUGUGUGUUAAUAUUUAAUACUUCACAAUCCUUCCAAUAAAAAUAAAACUGACAUUUUUGGUGUGAAUUAUUUAUAAGUAAGAUUAUUACAUUUGAGAUUUGAAAUACAGUGUGAAAAAUACUAGACAUGACAUGAAUUGUUUGAAAGACUAUCUUGCCGGACAUGGCAUUUCAUAGAACAUGACUGUAUUUUGUUAUCAGUUUUCUUUUGACUCCUGUUUACUUGAUCUUAAUGAAGUAAUUAUUUUUUUCUUAAAACAUAUUGCAAGAGUAAAAUAUAACUCACUUCAUAUCUUAUAAUUUGCACUUAGGAAAUGGUGGUACAGUGUAAAAUGAGGUGGGAGAUUGACAUGCAAACACAGUCUAAGUAACAUUAGGACAAUUGAAACUUGGCGCUCCUGGGCCUUGUGGUUUUGGCCUACUGUGGAAUAAUUGUGGGUAUUGUGCUGGCAAGGCAUGUUGGCUCUUGUCCAUUCUGUCUUUAAAGUACUGAAAUCAACAGGUUGUUAACACAUUGAGUCUUAUUUUAGAAGAUUAGUUUCAUUUAUAUGGUUUAAAAAUAUGAAUAUUUUUAUAUUUUCAAAUACAUUUUUUUGUCUUCUUUGAUAAGUAAUAAGAGCUAAACAUUUAGCCAUUGGUUUUUAAGCAAUCAGUAAACCAUGAUGCCACCAGGCUAGAGUUUGAGACACUGAAAUGCCACAGCUGCUUGGCUCAAAGUGUGUCUUAGAGUGGGUCAGCCUUAUUCCUCUGACUGACUUUGGGAAAUUAGAUUUUAAAUGAAACAUUUAUCUUUAACUUUCUAAAGAAAAUUAGUACACAUCUUAGAAAGCUGGAUAAAAAUUAUUAUUUCUUCAAAGAUGUAUUUUUAGAUUAAAACAAAUUGUUUAUGAUACACUUGGCUCAUGAAUUGAACUUCUAUAUCACAGACCUAUUUACAUCACAAUCUUCAUCCACAGUUUCUGGUUGCAACUACUUUGUGUGGUUUUAGCUUGCUUAGAGAACAGGUUUCACAGAGGAGCUCUGAAGUUUAUCUUUAAAUUCGAUAAAAACAACAGCAAUGGGAUUACUGUAGGAACAAAAAUAGAAUUUCCAUGUUUUAAGCUGUUAAUGCAAUUCCUCUUGUUCCUUUUACAUGUUUUAACAAGGACUCCAAGUUGAAGAUACAGUAUGGUUGGUGUUUGACCCCUCAAAGCAGUGCAUAGAUAAUGUAGCAAGAUUUGAGGAGAGUUUCAUAGUCAAGUCUAACUAUUCUAGAAGGAAGUCGUUGCCUUCUGUUUAAUUACAUUAAUUGAAAUGUGUUUAAGUGAAAUAUUUUCCGGAUAUUUUGUAUGCUGUAAAACAAAAAAAGGAAUAGUAUUGUGCCAAUGGCCAAAGGUAAUAUUACUACCAUGUAGAUGAUGAUAGUUCAAAUUGUCCCACAUCACCCAGAAUUUUAGAAACUAGAAGUCUGGGGGGACACCGAAUCAGCUGUAUUGGGUGAUUCUUAAGUCGUACACUCUAUUCAUCUUGUAAACGUCCAGCAUGAGAAGGAACAAUGCUAGGCUGCACUGAUGCAGAACCUCCUACCACAGAGACUGCUGUCAGACAUAAGUAUCAGCCAGUCAUGUCUGUGUGUUUUAUCUUAGCGUUUCCUUUAGAGUUUAACCCAAAAGGAUAGGAAAAUGGUUUGGGAUGUUCACUUCCGAAGUGAAUGAUAGUAUUCCUAAGCUCUGACAGUUGGUUUGGAUGGUGGAAUAGAGAAUGUAAGGUCCAUUCUGUAUGCUUGCUCUUUCGUGGCCUCCAUAUGUUACAUCUGUUAAAUUCACUAUUUGUACAGUUCUGAAUUAUGAUUAUGAUUGCUGUUCAUGGUUAUGAUAGGAACAAGAAUAAAAAUGCCCCCAAUGCUAUUUUUUAAAUUCACUUGUAACUGUUACUCUUAUAAUUAUGUAUGACAAAAUAAAAUUUGUAAGACACACUUUAGCAUGAAAAAUAAAAUUUGUA
This is a messenger RNA of Mastomys coucha (southern multimammate mouse), 6330 nucleotides long. RefSeq names its product transmembrane protein 106B (gene Tmem106b). Gene Ontology annotation, cellular component: lysosomal membrane. The coding region runs from base 299 to 1126 and encodes 275 amino acids. The transcript is spliced from 9 exons. The record is from RefSeq and is a predicted model, not a curated record. Gene Ontology annotation, biological process: dendrite morphogenesis; lysosomal transport; lysosome organization. Lineage: Eukaryota; Metazoa; Chordata; Mammalia; Rodentia; Muridae.